Sphaerulina musiva SO2202 is the source of this 4431-nucleotide messenger RNA. RefSeq names its product SNF2_N-domain-containing protein. The transcript has 2 exons. Lineage: Eukaryota; Fungi; Ascomycota; Dothideomycetes; Mycosphaerellales; Mycosphaerellaceae. Gene Ontology annotation, biological process: DNA repair; chromatin remodeling; DNA-templated transcription. Gene Ontology annotation, cellular component: nucleus; Ino80 complex. Gene Ontology annotation, molecular function: histone binding; DNA binding; ATP binding. The record is from RefSeq and is a predicted model, not a curated record. Bases 1 to 4431 code for a protein of 1476 amino acids.
AUGGCAGCUACACAGAAAACCGGUACUACGAGCAAUGGGCUUCCUCUGCGUGCUAGCAACACUGGAUCUCCGCUCGCUAGCUUACCUCCGCUGACGGGACCUCCGAGUUUGACAAUUCGCGACACCGAGCUUGCAUAUAAAGAGAUCGAAGAACGAGAUCUGUCUGACAUCGAGAGCGAUGAUGUGCCUGGGUUGGAGACCUCGAAGCGCGAAUGGCAGCAGCGCACUCACAAGAGAGCCCUGGAGAAGGAGUUCGAAGAGGCAAAUAAGCGGAAGCGACGGAGACUGAAGUUCAUGACUGAGUUCCACGAUCACUUCAGCUAUGCAGCCGAAUCAGACCGUACAGUUUUUAUUGACCAGUAUGAGGCCGAGGUCGCUGAAGAAGUGAAAUUACGCGAAAUCGAAGAAGACAAGGAGCGCAAGAAGGAUCAGCAGCGCAAGCGUCGCAGAGAGAAGGCUAUUGCUGAUGAACAGCAGAAGAAAGAUGAAGCGGAGCUGGCUCUGGCAACAGUGCAAGAUCCGGAAGAGCGGGCCAAGAUCGAAAAGGAAAUCCAACGCUACGAAAAGAAGAUCCGUGAUACCCAGAACAGACUGCAAGGCAUCACCCCUUCGCGGGACUCUUUCAUGCGUAAUGAGUCCCCUCACAACACAGCGGCUUUGGGUCGACGGGAACGCGAGGUCAACCUGGAAGGCGGAUUGAUGACUUCAUUCUAUACCACUGGACAGAGCCUUCCGACAGACGAGGGGACACCGGACCCUGCGGCUUCUAAGGGCGGUCGAGCGCGAGCUGGGCGAGGUGGCGGAGGUGGAAGAGCCAGGAAGUCAAAAGAACAAAAGCUUGCCGAGAAAGAGAAUGCCCGCAUGGCUCAGGCUUUCAUCGACCAAGGCCAGGAUCUGCCGCUUAUUGCUCCCAAGGAAGAAGAGCGGUUGGCAGCUUACGCUGAACGUAUGGCGGAGCGCAAAGCUGCCAUGCGAGAAGAUUCCGAGCCCCUGAGCGAGGCCGCGCCAGCAGCCAUGUUUGACGUACAACCUACCGUGGGUUUGGCAGGAAUGGCAAGAUUCGACAGCAAAGGGUAUAUCCAGAUCUAUGAGCAGAUUACUAAGAACGACAUUGCCAAGAAUAUACCGAAAAUUGUGCGGAUCAAGAACAACAGCCUCGAUACGAAACAGUCCAACGCGCGCAAGACAGCCCAAUUGGCUGCCAAGGAAGCUCGAAGAUGGCAGCUGAAAACGAACAAAAGCCAGAAGGAUGUCGCUGCUCGAGCCAAGCGCGCAAUGAGGGAAAUGCUCGGGUUCUGGAAGCGCAACGAGCGCGACGAACGUGAAGGCAGAAAGGUCGCGGAGCGACAAGAGCUCGAUAAGGCUAAGAAGCAGGAAGCGGACCGUGAGGCCAACAGGCAGAAGCGCAAGCUCAACUUCCUGAUUUCUCAGACGGAGCUCUACUCACAUUUCAUUCGGAAGAAAGUCAAGACGGAUGAUUACGAAGACGACGGGGAAGGCGUGACAGCGAGCGACAAGAAAGUCAAGGACGAUUCCCAUGCCAAGAACAUCGUCGACCUUCCGGACUCGAACGCCAAUGUGGGUGAGAAGGUGACAAAUUUCGAUGAUCUGGAUUUUGAUAAUGAAGAUGAGACCGCUCUGCAGCAAGCAGCCAUGGCCAAUGCCCACAGUGCGCUCAAGGAGGCACAGGACAAAGCACGAGCAUUCAACCAGCCUGAGCCUGCUGAUGGAGAAGACGGUCAAGAUCUUGGGGAAGCGCAAGCCAACUUUGACGAGGGCGAGAUGAACUUCCAAAACCCGACCUCCCUCCAGACCAUGGACGUCGCCCAACCCAAUAUGCUCACCUGUCAGCUCAAAGAGUAUCAGCUCAAAGGUCUCAACUGGCUGGUCAACUUGUAUGAACAAGGCAUCAAUGGUAUUCUAGCUGACGAAAUGGGUCUUGGGAAAACUGUGCAAUCCAUAUCGGUGAUGGCAUAUUUGGCGGAGAUGCACGACAUCUGGGGCCCAUUCCUUGUCAUUGCGCCCGCAAGUACGCUGCACAAUUGGCAACAAGAAAUUGCCAAAUUCGUCCCGACGUUGAAAGUGCUGCCAUAUUGGGGCUCUGCCAAGGACCGAAAGGUGCUGCGAAAGUUCUGGGAUCGCAAGCACAUUACCUACAGCCGCGACAGCGCGUUCCAUGUUCUGGUCACUUCUUACCAACUGGUCGUGCAAGACACUGCGUACUUCCAGAAAGUCAAGUGGCAGUACAUGAUCUUGGAUGAGGCGCAAGCCAUCAAAUCCUCGCAGUCUUCGCGAUGGAAGUCUCUGCUCAAUUUUCACUGUCGGAACCGUCUUCUGCUCACCGGUACUCCCAUCCAGAACAACAUGCAGGAACUGUGGGCUCUGCUUCACUUCAUUAUGCCUUCCCUCUUUGACAACCACGACGAAUUCUCGGAAUGGUUCUCCAAAGAUAUCGAGAGUCACGCUCACUCGAACUCCAAGCUGAACGAGGAUCAGCUCAAGCGACUGCACAUGAUUCUCAAGCCUUUCAUGCUGCGACGCAUCAAGAAACAUGUCCAAAAGGAGCUUGGUGACAAGAUCGAGGAAGACGUCUAUUGUGAUCUGACGUACCGACAACGCGCCUAUUAUUCGAACCUCAGAAACAAAAUCAGUCUAAUGGAUCUCAUCGAGAAGGCCGCCGGUGGGGAUGACCAGGACACUGCAACGCUCAUGAACUUGGUCAUGCAGUUCCGAAAAGUCUGCAAUCAUCCGGACCUGUUUGAGCGAGCGGACACAGUCAGUCCGUUGGCCAUGUCUUCAUAUGCUGAGACGGCGUCUUUCAUGCGCGAAGGUCACAGCAUUAACGUGGCGUACAGCGUGCGGAACAUGAUUCAGUACUGGCUUCCCAGCUUUCUGGUCGACGGACCAGGCAGGCUCAAUGUCGCUAGUCCUCGGAAUCCACAAGCAGGGUGGAGGAAUAAGUGGCUGUCAAACGAGCUCAGUAUCUGGAACGAGCAGCACAUUUGCAAGAACCAGAGCGGACAGGCAGGCUUCUCCUGGUUGCGUUUCGUGGACCAGUCUGCAAGCGACAUCGCUCUGACCGCCCGACGUUCACUCAUAGAUCGCAUAGUGGAGCUCGCCGCAGACCGCGGCCGCGCAUGCAAGCUGCCAGUUCGAUACGAUUAUGUCGGCACAAGUCAGGACGAUAAGGGCUGGACUCCUCUACACGACAUGUUCGAUAUCGUGCACUCACAUGCUCGUCAGCCCAUGACCAAGGCAGCGGGCGACGGACACCUGAGCAAGCUUUUUAACAUUUCUCAAUUUGCUACAGAAGAGAAGGGAUACAGAGUCAUCGAGCCUGGCUACCUGCCCAAAGCUAACGUGCCGCCCAUUGAGCUAGUGUGUCCCUCUCAGGGGGCGAUGGUGGAGCAAGAAACAUCACUUUUCAACGUGCCUAUGCGACGCGCACUAUACCCGAUCAACGAGGAAACCGAACGAGCUUUGCUGCAAUCGAACUUGCCCCCAUCAAAAUUCCCUGUUACCAAUCUGCUCCCUCGGCCCGAGAACGAGAAGCAGCGAUACACCAAGAUCCAGGUGCCGUCUAUGCGACGCUUCGUCACAGACUCUGGAAAGCUCGCCAAGCUUGAUCAAUUACUUCGCCAGCUGAAGGCUGGCGGCCAUCGUGUGCUUCUCUACUUCCAGAUGACACGCAUGAUCGACCUGAUGGAGGAGUACUUGACCUACCGUAAUUACAAGUACUGCCGACUCGAUGGGUCGACCAAGCUCGAGGACCGCCGUGAUACGGUUGCCGCCUUCCAGUCCGACCCAAGCAUCUUCAUCUUCCUGCUUUCGACGCGAGCGGGUGGCCUUGGUAUCAAUCUUGUUGCUGCCGAUACUGUCAUCUUCUACGACUCGGAUUGGAACCCCACCAUUGACUCGCAGGCCAUGGACCGUGCUCAUCGUCUCGGCCAGACAAGACAGGUCACGGUAUAUCGACUCAUCACGAGAAAUACGAUCGAGGAACGUAUCAGGAAGCGUGCUUUGCAGAAGGAAGAGGUGCAGCGCGUCGUCAUUACCGGUCAAUCUGGCACUGGCGUGGACUUUACCAACCGUCCCAAAGAGACAAGUCGGAGUAAGGAGAUGGCCUUGUGGCUUGCUGAUGAUGAUGAAGCUGAGCAGAUUGAGCGUCGUGAAGCCGAGAUGGCUGACGAGGAGGCAAAGGCGGGCGGGAAGAGGAAGCGAAAGAACGCGAAGAAAAGUGGCAAGGACUUGUCCAUGGACGAUAUGUACCAUGAAGGUGAAGGCCAAUUUGACGACGGUCCUAGCCAUGAGCCCUCGGGCGCCGCGACGCCUCUCGCUGGUGACGAGCCGCCCACGAAGAAAAGGAAAGGGACGAGUAAGAAGGCCAAGACAGUGAAGCAGAGACUUGCUGUGGUCGACGGAGAAGUAUAA